Helicoverpa zea (corn earworm) is the source of this 6356-nucleotide messenger RNA. It is a transcript of the gene smash, whose product is annotated as LIM domain only protein 7. The record is from RefSeq and is a predicted model, not a curated record. Gene Ontology annotation, molecular function: myosin II head/neck binding. The transcript has 16 exons. Gene Ontology annotation, biological process: positive regulation of stress fiber assembly; regulation of focal adhesion assembly. The coding region runs from base 418 to 4563 and encodes 1381 amino acids. NCBI's taxonomy places the organism in Eukaryota, Metazoa, Arthropoda, Insecta, Lepidoptera, Noctuidae. Gene Ontology annotation, cellular component: stress fiber.
CAGUUCGCCGCGCCGCGCCGCGUCGUCAUCACGCACGUUGGGCGACUGUCGCUCCUCGCCGACCCAAACCGUCAACCGCAUAUAGAACUAAGCUGUGAAUAAACACAAAUAACACGUUAAAAAAACAAAUGAAAACUUUUAGUGCACCAAAACAGUGAACUGGACAAUCUGUGUGUCAUCAACCAGUGUCUACAAACGUUUGAAAAAACGUAAUAUUUCUAAGCAACGCCGCGUGCUGUCCGGAGACUCAUGUGUCAGCCCCUUCAUUGAGAUUUGAAACCAGAUUUUAGCGGUAAACGGGACAAGUAAAAUGGACCGCGGAACACCGAUAGUGAUGUGCUAGUGUUGUGAAUAACGGUUAAUAACGAGUUAAUAGUGGUUGAUAGCUAUGAUGUGAGACAGUUUGUGCUUGUCAAGAUGCCGUCAGACAGUGGAUCGGCGUGGUCGCCGCCAGCGUCCAACAGUGAGAGAAGGUUGAGCAACUCGUCAGAUGGGAGCGCCGGGAGCGGAUAUUCUAAAGCUACAACAGACAGCGCCGACUUCCUGGCGACAAGGCCGCACACAGCAGCCGUCAUCCCGGGCAAGCCAGCUGGUAACCCGCUGCAGUUCGUGCGCGUGGGGCCGGCUGACCUGGGCAGCAGGGCUCGGGAGCAGUUGAGGAGAGCAGAGCUCGCGAAGCGGACUGACCCUGCCCGCAUUGAGAGGCAGGAGGAUUGGCAGUCGAACCUGGACAACUGGAAGUCGUCCCGACGGAAGAGGGUGGAACACAUCAUCGAGCGCUGCGUGGAGGUGCGCCGCAUGGAGCACGAGCCGAGCCAGCCCCGAGCCAAGUCCAAGACCUUCAACGAGAUGCUGGAGGAACGGUCAGUACAUAGCGCGGGCCGCAGAAGGCGGAACCCCCUGGCACUAUACACAGAAGACGACGGUCACGACCUGAGCGACCUUGGUAUCGGCACCUCCAGCACCAAGAGUAGUCUCAGCGAAGACUGCGAUACACACAGCCUCGCUAGUGACGGUAUCGACCUGGAUAAGAACCAUUCAGAUGUCGACAACCUGUCUAACUGCGAGACAAACCGCAAGCUUGGCUCCAGCGCCAACGAAUACGACACGUGCACGACCACCACCAUCAGCUCCCCUGAGCCCGAGGAGUACACAUACGAGGGAGCCAUCGAGGGCUACAAGUCCAGGAUCAUCUCACAGACAAACAGCACUAUCGUCAAAACUGUCGUCAACAACAAUUUCAAAGAGAAGUCACCAGAGAAAAAUGGUGACCUCAACAGAAUCAGGACGAACGUCAGCAACAAAAUUGAGGAGAAACUCUCCUCCUUCCAAGAGAGAGCCAACGACGCGAAGAACAACAACCAACAGAAAGACCUGCCCAAGGUUGACAUCCACAAGAGGAGAGAACAGUUUGAGAGGGAAAACUCUCAAGAACCACAGACGAAUAAACCGAAACUGCCCGAAAUUGCGAACAAAAAAUCUAUUAAGGAAAGACUGUCUAGUUUAGAAAAGUUUACAGAAGAGACGCACGUUCAAAAGUCUACAAGCGACCUGACCAAGUUACCCACUGAAGUGAAACCGCUAAAAGAGCGUCUGUCUUCACUCGAAAAAGUAAAAUCUACAGAACCUGAGAAGAUAAAAAGGCUAUCUAACGGAGACCUGACCAACACACGGUCUCUGAAGGAACGCCUCUCCAGUCUAAAAUCACAAACUUCAGAAGAAGAAACAAAAGCGACUAAAACAGAAGUCAAAGAAGUUUCCAUGAGCCUCAAAGAGCGCUUGUCUUGUCUUGACGCGGCCAAGAACAAAGAUAUACCAAAAAUAUCAGUUGAAGAAGAGAUGGCACAUAACAAAAAUGUUGAAAUCAAGAUCGAGGAGACUAAAGAAUCAAUGAUGGACAACUCAUUAAAGUCAAGUUUGUCCGGAAUUGAAAGCCAAAUGCAGAGUUUCUGCCGCUCUUUAGACAGUCUGGACAUCAAUGGACAAUCGUCCCCCAAUUCAUUUGACAGAGUGCAAAGCUUAGAAGACUUUGAUUGCGCUGAAAUGCAGAACAACACAGUUCCAAGUGAUAUUGAGACGGAAGACAGCGGUAUCCACACAGCUAGAGAUUCUUGCGUACCUGCUGACGACAUAGCUGAUCUGACCCAAGUGGCGUCACCUGUCGGAGAGCCAAUGGUAGAAAUUUCCGAAUAUGAGUCAUCAAAUGAAGACGGAACAGGUAUGGACGCGAAGAUUGAAGAGAUUGACAAGAUGCCCGAACCUGUUCAACUGAUACAAGACAUCAUAGUCGAAGAAACUGAAGAACAAGACAUAAAAACUGAUGACGACAGCGCAAGCAAUUACCUUCAAGCCGUCUCUCAGCCCGAAGAACUGAGUGUCACGGAAGUUACCGAGAUACAACUCGACAAAGACGACGAAGACACUCUUAAAAGUUUGGAAAACCAGGACACCAGUGUAAGUUUGAAUGAGCCUGUCUCCACCGGGUCGGAAAGCGACACAGUGGUGUUCGAGGGGAAAAUGACCAUACAUCUUAAUCUGAACGAAAUUUGCAACAAUAUGAACGCCGGUGCCGGGACUACUAACAAUGUUAACACAACUAACAGCAUGCCAAUGGUGUUGGACGCUCUAGAACUGGCAUUUAAGGAGCUGGAUUCAGAAGACAGUGCAGCCAUGGAUGACACUGACGAAGUGCAGAAGAAAGAUGAGGAAUUCUUAAACAAGAAGGUAGACGUGACUCCUCUGUAUGAGAACAUGGAUCUGUUCUAUCAGAACCCUGCGGACUUCCCAGCUGAGAGUGCCUUCCCUCUGGAUAUGCCGUCGAAUGUUCUGGAACCUCCUAAGGAGAAGCCACCACCACCACCUACUGAUGACAGUCCUGAGGAUGAGCUUCUUGGCAAUGGCAACUUCAAACACACGAGCUCAGCGCGACGCAUCAAGAAAGAAAUCCGGAACAAACGCACCAGCUUCCUCGGCAUCGAAGGUCAAGACGACAGCUACCUCGACGUGGACCUCACCCUGGCUCCCAGACCUGACAUCACCUCCUUCCUACAAGAGGAGACGAAGAUUGAGAAGCUGCUUUACAAGAAGACCCUGUCACAUGAUAUGGAUGCUAAGCUGAGAGAGAGUAGGGAUUCGGGAGUGGAUGUGGACAGGGGACCGUCGGCUGAGGCGUGGUACAAGGGACAUUCGUCUCCCGAUACCCCUAAUCAGCAUAGCAGACAGAAUAGUGAGCCCUACACACACGUGACAGUGACGUCAGACGAGGAAGAAUCAGUGAAGAAGCAAGAAGCCUUCUCCAAUAACCUGAGCUCCAAGUUGAGCGAGCUGACCGAGGCUCCGGCUGACAAGAUCGACAACCUUGACAAGACUAUACAGCAGCAACAGGAAGUACUCCGCUUCGAAAGAGAACUGCUCCAACUAGAACAAGAGGAACUCCGAAGACAGAGAGAAAACCUCCUUCGAGACCAGACCAGGAUCAUCCAGAAAUCCGUACAGGACAUUUCAACCAUACCUUCAUCGCCUGAGAAACCUCCACUGACAAGACCCAAGGUCAACCCUCAUUAUAGGCAUUCAAUGCCGAAUUUGCUGCUAAAUGAGAAUUUCCCAUCUAUUCCUCCUGCGGUUCCUGAGAGGCAGGUGGAAGAGAGAGUGGUGGAUGAGAAACGCAAGCCGUUCGUGUCGGAAGAACAUAUGCAGAGGCAUUUUGGAGUGGAGGAAAGCCGCAGGGUGUUGUAUGAGAGGAAGGAGAUCAGAGCUCAGCCGAUGAGGGUCCCACAGCCUGUGCUGCCUCCGAAACCUAAGACUCGGGAGUCUAUUGAGAGGGAAAUUACUAUGAGGAGCAGUCGCGUGCCGUCAGCCGUGGAGUACGCGAACGUGCAGCUGCGACAGAAGCCCGUGACAAAUGGCAACGCCAAUUACCAUCCCAUGACAAGGCAUACGCUGCAGGCUUUGAGCGCUGCACCGACGCCGAAGCUGAUCUCCAACACAGACUGGAUGCAGGCGCGGAAUAUGUCUAGAAAACCUGCUAACUACAAUUAUAAUCAACAUUGGCUUAUACAGGAAGCAGAGCAGCGCCGCGUAGAAGAGCAGCGCAGCAAAGCACGAGCGGCGCAGCGACACUCCUACCACGACGCGCCCCACCCCGCGCCCCACCCCGCGCCACACCCCGCGCCACACCCCGCGCCCCACCCGCCCCACGCGCCCCACCUGCCGCCCGCCCCGCUCGCCCCGCCGCACACGCUGCAUGCUAUGCACGCGCUUAGUACCAGCCAACAGCAGCUAUCGGAAGUGAAGCGCGGCGUCCGCACGGAGCGCGAGGACAAGCUGCUGAGCGUGUCCGGCCGACGCAAGUGCUCGCACUGCGGGGACGAACUAGGUCGCGGCGCCGCCAUGAUCAUCGAGUCGCUGGGGCUGUGCUUCCACGUGUGGUGCUUCACGUGCGCCGUGUGCGGCGCGGCGCUGGGCGACGGCCGCGCCGGCGCCGACGUGCGCGUGCGGGCCCGCCGCCUGCACUGCCAGCACUGCUACUCCUCCGACGACGGCCGGAAGUACUCCGCCGUCUAGGACAACCUCUAUGUUAGAACAGGGGGAGAACAACAACCUUCAUACCCUGAAAGGGGAAUAACAACAACCUGUAUCUUAUAAAGAAGGUUACGAUUGGAAUGGAAAAGUCUGUCUAAGAAACCACAACCUGUAUAUUAUGAAGAGGAGAGGGGAAUAACAGCAACCUGUAUUAUAGAAAGAGGAAUAACAACAACCUGUAUGUUAAAAGGAGCCCUUAUAACAUACAGGUUGUUGUUACCUCUUUAAAGGAAGUUACAGUUGGGAUGGAAAGUACAUAAGCAAGAAUAUCCUUGAAUUGAAUGUACCUCUAGAAUGGUCUAUGAGAAAAGGAAUGGUGAAUAAUAAUUAAAAUAUUCGUAAAGUGAAAUAAAUCUUUGAGAGAGAACUACAUAAAAGUUACAAAGAUUAUUUGUUGGAGUACUAGCUUGUGCUAUGUAAUGAAAUUUAUCUCUCUAUAUAGUAAGCUGGAAAUUCGAUGACAUUGGACAGACUUUUGAAAAAGACUUUAGUAAAGUGUUGUCAAAAAUUACAAUGCAAUCUUAAAUCUUGUAAAUUAAGAUAGCAGUGGUGGGACAAAAAGUGAAAGAAAACUGUUUUAAGUUUCAUUUUCGGUUUCGUGUAAAAUAAAGUACAUAACUGGGGCUGGUCCAAAGACUAUGAAAAAAGAGUGAGUCGACAAGUAAUUCUUAACAAUUUGAUAUUUGUUAACGAUCCACAAGUAAUUUUAUACUGUUAUUCAAAUAUAUUUGUUUUCCCAUAAAGUUAUGUAAUGUACAACUAUUGUUAAACCUCUCAUCUUAAUAUAUCUCAUAUAAAUAUACUUUAACUAUGGUGGGUUAAUUUCUAUAUGACGAGUGUGCCUGAGUGAUUCAUUUUAACAUAACUUAAGAAUAAAAUGGCCAAAUAAUUAUACUUUAGUAUCGAGUGGUUGGCUGUAGACAACUAGACAGUCUCCAGACUCGUCGUGGUGAAGGCAAUUGAUAUAACCUACAUAAGUGCGAGCUCCUAUUGGCAUAGGCGUGAUAGUCACCUACCACGCUGUCUGUCAGUAUGUGUAUGCGCAACCUCCAAAACGUCUAAGCGGCUCAGCUGAGUUCUGAGUCGGCUACUGCACGCUUUUGUUUAACUCCCACAUGUUUGAACAUUUCGACAUUGUCACAGUAUUAUACGUUUGUCACAUAAUUUCGGACUAUUUUGUGCCAUGUCAUAUUUUUGUCUUGUGUUCCCAACAAGUACAUUAACAGAAACAAUAUAUUUAAGAAUACCAUUGAUUUAAUAUUUUUUUACUAAUAAACAAAAUAAUGUUUUGUGUAAUGAAAAUAAACAUUUGUAAUAUUUUGUAAAUAGUUUUUAAUUUAUACUUUAGUACGUUUUAAUGGUUAGCUUUAAUAGUUAUUAUUUUAGUUAAAAUGAAGAACAUAAUCCAUCCAAAAAUGUGUAUGAUUAAUAAAAAUAUUAUUAUCCUUUGAUUCAAUGUGAAAUGGCUUAAGUAGCGUAAAACUGUGAAAUCUCAAAUUUUAUACUAACAGAUCUCUUACGAUUCUCACUAUAAAAUCAUGGCAGCUUCGAAACUGGCCUGAGGUCUUUAUCCUAAUAUUAUUUAAGCCAUUUCAUGUAGUGAUGUUAUGUAAAUCUAAAUAUAUUUGCGUCACUAUGUAACAGCCGUAACUUCGUGUUGAAUAUAACUUGGAUUGCACCUACUUGUAAUUAUGUUAACUAUAUUGAUACAAAUGUACAUUCUCUAUGUGUAUAAGCUGCAAAUUGUAUAACAUUAAAUAUUUGAAUUAUACAAA